AUGAAAAGUGCAGUGAUGUGGAUAUUAUUUAAAAGCAAUGUAUUUCGACUGCCCUAGGAAUCUAAAGGAGAGUUUGAGGCAAAUAAUAAAAAUUGGCAGUCUCACCUUUGAAGGCUUUAAUAGGCUUGUGGAAGCAGCCUUAUAAAUAGUGCUGUGGAAAGAGGAUUUAAAGAUAGAACUGUCAUGAUUCUUUAGAAGCAUCUGCUACAACAAGACUAUGGAGUAUACAAGAGGUGUGUGACUCAGCCAGAAGCAAAGUGAAAGGCUGUUUUGAGUGAAUGAUCUGGGAAGAGAUUUUUUCAAGGUAUCUUGUGAGUGUUUUAAUGGAGAAGAACAGAGUCAAAGGAUGCAACUGAAGGAGCAUGCACUGGAAUAAAAAAAGCAAAUCAAUAGCACUCUUGGAUAUCUUCAAGAUCGUUUCGGUUCCCGCUCCCCUGUGUCAGCCUCCUUCUGCUUUUAUAAGAGAAUGAGCAAAGACGGCGAACGUGGGUAUGUAAAGACACUGUAGAAGAUGAAAUGGAAAUGGCCACAGUACGACAUAGACCUGAAGCUCUUGAACUGCUGGAAGCACAGAGUAAAUUCACAAAGAAGGAACUUCAGAUCUUAUAUAGAGGUUUCAAGAACGAAUGCCCCAGUGGCGUUGUCAAUGAAGAAACCUUCAAAGAGAUUUACUCUCAGUUCUUUCCACAGGGAGAUUCCACAACUUAUGCACAUUUUCUGUUUAAUGCAUUUGACACUGAUCACAAUGGAUCUGUAAGUUUUGAGGAUUUUGUUAUGGGUCUCUCAAUUUUACUCCGAGGGACAGUACAGGAGAAACUGAACUGGGCUUUCAAUUUGUAUGAUAUAAAUAAGGAUGGAUAUAUAACUAAAGAGGAAAUGCUUGAUAUCAUGAAAGCAAUAUAUGAUAUGAUGGGGAAAUGCACCUAUCCUGUUCUCAAGGAGGAUGCGCCUAGACAACAUGUGGAAACAUUUUUCCAGAAAAUGGACAAAAACAAAGAUGGAGUAGUUACCAUAGACGAAUUCAUUGAGAGCUGCCAGAAAGAUGAGAAUAUAAUGAGAUCCAUGCAGCUCUUUGAAAAUGUGAUUUAACGAAGACAUUAGGUCUACAACUAAUGGACAAAUAUGAGCUAUUCUGCAACAUUAUCUAAAAGAUGGAUUUCCCACUUUAUCAUAAAUAAAAUUACUCAGCUUUACACUGAGACAUGUAUUAUGCAAAUAAAUUUUUUAUUAUCAACUUUUCCCA
This is a messenger RNA of Gymnogyps californianus (California condor), 1243 nucleotides long. It is a transcript of the gene KCNIP4, whose product is annotated as potassium voltage-gated channel interacting protein 4. The record is from RefSeq and is a predicted model, not a curated record. Lineage: Eukaryota; Metazoa; Chordata; Aves; Accipitriformes; Cathartidae. The transcript is spliced from 9 exons. Gene Ontology annotation, biological process: regulation of potassium ion transmembrane transport. Gene Ontology annotation, cellular component: voltage-gated potassium channel complex. Bases 517 to 1089 code for a protein of 190 amino acids. Gene Ontology annotation, molecular function: calcium ion binding; potassium channel regulator activity.